Messenger RNA from Necator americanus (New World hookworm), 591 nucleotides. RefSeq lists its product as uncharacterized. The record is from RefSeq and is a predicted model, not a curated record. The transcript is spliced from 5 exons. Bases 1 to 591 code for a protein of 196 amino acids. NCBI's taxonomy places the organism in Eukaryota, Metazoa, Nematoda, Chromadorea, Rhabditida, Ancylostomatidae.
AUGGCUGAGUUAAUAGACAAUGUUGUUACCCUUCUUUGGAUACCAUUUUUUGCUUCGUUAGCUGUAAUAAUCGGCACAAUUUCCGGCUGUGUAGUGUCUCGUACGCAGUACAGUAAAGGAGUUAAUAUUCGAAGAAAGAGAUCACAAGAUAUCGUCGGGAAAAUGUCCCAGAUUCAGGGAGAUGGCAAACAGCCGAGGCGAAAUGGAGUGUAUUCUUGGAUCGGAAAUCUUCGAAAUUUGAUUCGAGAUCGAAUAGAAUCCGGUUCAAAUCGUAUCCUUGGAUCUCAUUCUCCAGUUGUAUUCGGCGAAAUAGUGGCUUCUCAUGAUCGAUUCGAGACUUAUGGAGGCGACAGAAACUCAGUUCGAACGAGGGUCGCUCCGACUGGUUCGGUGCUGCGGAAAAGAAGAAAUCGAGGAGAACGACGUGAUGUGGAAUAUCAGGAACUUCCCCUGGACUCGUCACCAUGUUUUGCGUACAAGUACGGAGCAUCUGAUGACUAUCAAAGAGUAGAGCUGGAGACGGUUCCGGAGCCGCGUGGAUCGCCAUUUGCUGGAAUGUCUUAUGGUGCUACAUAUCGGCUAUCUGUAUAG